Peronospora matthiolae is the source of this 783-nucleotide messenger RNA. Lineage: Eukaryota; Oomycota; Peronosporomycetes; Peronosporales; Peronosporaceae. The record is from the annotation of a GenBank genome assembly.
AUGCUGGCUUUGAAAACCCUGUCUCUACUUGUUGCAUCCGCUGUAGCCAUACACAGUGCCAGUGCCAUUGAGCAGGGACAAGGCGGUGGAAAUAUGCAGUCUUCGGAUCUGCCCCCGACGUCAGCGUUUGAGUCCGCUCCCGAAGCACCGGAAGAUGCUUCACCUGACGCCGACGGGACCGGCGAACCAGAGUCCGCUUACACGAGCGAAGGCGAGAAUGCCUACGAUACCACCGAUCUGAAUACCGGCAACGGUGUGGACGAAUCGUCGGUUGUUGACCAGGAGAGCAGCUCGCUGUCCGAUUCAAGCGGCACUACCGACUUGCCAGCCGAAUCGAGCAGCUCUGGUUUCUCGAGUCUCGGGUCAAGUGACUCUGGUGACCUGAACACGGAGGUGGAGUUCACUUCAACUUCAGCUUUGGGCUCUGCUGCUGUCGAUGAGACUUCCUCGCUCUCAGGCAGCUUGCCAAUCGACAACUACUCGACGGGGUCGUCGGAUGUAAUGAUGGGUACAUCAGGCUCAGAACCGAGCAUGGAUCCGACACCGGAAGAUUUGAUGACGGAGGAUGUGACUCAGGACGACGGCAUGCCGACAAACGAAGAUGGCGGUGCGGCUACUGUCCCUACUGACGAAAUCGAGAGUCAACCGGAUGUGUCGAGCCCGACUGAGAGUGAGUUGGAAACCCCCGAUUUGACGGAUGGCUCGACUGCCACUGAAAGCGAUGUCCCAGAGAUCGUCCCGACCACGGGAGCAAGCUGCAAGCGCCGUCUGCGCCGGAACUAG